Molecule: messenger RNA, 8650 nt
Organism: Rhopilema esculentum
Lineage: Eukaryota; Metazoa; Cnidaria; Scyphozoa; Rhizostomeae; Rhizostomatidae
Biological process (GO): negative regulation of MAP kinase activity; multicellular organism development; negative regulation of fibroblast growth factor receptor signaling pathway
Cellular component (GO): membrane; cytosol
Source: RefSeq, a predicted model, not a curated record
CAAGGACGUCGGCUGAAAAAAGCAACUGUGAUGUUAGGGAUUUUAUGGAUUCAAAGUUUUAGUUUUUGUGGAUUAUAAAAGGAACAACUGAAAAGCCACAAAGUGAAGGGAUGUUUUUCGUAAUGACAUGUUGCAUUUUAAACCAUCCAUUUCAGGCCAGCAAGCAGAGACGCUUCUGUCCAAAGCCAUUGUUUAGCAGGCUUAUUCGUUUUAGCGCGCAUGUUCAAUUGUUGUAUCAGAGUCCAAUGGACCUGCCCUAGUACUUAAAAAGUUAAGUAUUUCAUAAACUUGCCUCCGAUACUUUCUGUCUGGCCUCAACCUCCUUAAAUCAUAUUCUAUUAACUUAAUUUAACUUAAUAGUGCGUAUUAAUGCAAAUGAGGGCCGAAAACGUCUUGAAAAGAUAACAAAUUUUGUAAUGAAGGAAACGAAACAAGUUUAUGGAUGUGGCACUUAAACUGAACGUAUGGUUGUCUUCCAGUUCUUUUCAGAUCGUAUACGAAAAGUAUAACUUGGGGAUUUUAACCUCACGCUAUACUAAACAAGCAUUUGUUUUACGUUGGUUUUAUUUUUAAUUUAUAAUUUUUUAGCCAUUAAAUCGUCUUCUAAUGUUGUCCUAAGAUUUAACAGGGUUGAAAAUUUGUUAGAAACAUUGGAAGCAAUGGCAUUUUUUAAGCAAAGUCCAGAAAAGCGCUUAGCCUUUCUUCUAACAAGCUCAACCUUUAGAAAAAAUUCCUCAAAAAGUGGGAUGGGCUUUGGCGCGGUACUCAUUUUUUGCAAUGCCCUCCCUUGUGUUUUUGACUGCAUUAUCGCCUUGCUUCUAGGCUCUAACUUUUUCUUCAAAAAAGAAGAGAAAGGUUCAUCGUUGGCCGUUAUUUUAUUUUCAUUCAUGGAGCAUCCCAAUAAUAAGAUCUAGCGGGAAAAGUUAUUUUUGUAGAAAUUAAGUUGAAGGUAACAGUGACAUUUGGUUGAAUUUUCAAUUAAGAAAGCCAGUUGGAAAAAAUAUUCAGCUGUGACAAUGCCAGUCCAUAGCUUCUUCUCUACUUAACUCAAAUUCUCAAAUUGUACGCAGUUCAGGGCCCCGUACGAAGGGGGGGGGGGCUGUCGGGAUGCCAUGGCCCCACUACUUUUUGCAAAUUUCCCUUGGCCUCCCCUAAUUCCUAUGUCAGAGCCCAUGCAGUUUUUUAUUUUUAAUCCUAUAUUCGAAGCCUGUGUUCAAAUCACUUCGAACGCUCUUAUCGAUAAGAAAUUUUAUGAUAUUUUUCGGUAAUAAUUCGCUUUCUUUGUCUAGGCUCUUUCCUUCUCUAAUAAAUAGCACGUGAUCAGUUAUCAUUUCUCUCUGUUCUCCAUUUACGUUUGAAAUUUCGCGCCAUGUUCAGGUCAUGUAUCACUUUUUCCGCGUGAUUUCUGCGGUGUGAUGUUACUUCAACCAUAUUUCAGAAGACUCUGGGGACUUCUACGAGGAUUUCGUUCAAUUAUGUAGCGUUUUGCAUUUUUUCAGAACUGCCUCACGAAGUCAGUUUAUGUGCGUGUAAAAACAACAACUUUUAAGGGGUCAUUUUAAAAGAAAACUAAAAUACUAAUACACUUAUGCACAGGAAUUAUGCAAAAUAGGUGGAAAGAUUAAACAAUCUGGUCAACCAUGGCUUACAAUCGACUUUCCGUCUAUUUCGGGUAGCUUUUAUCCUUAUGCGAGGCCCAGAACACUUUGCGGUUCAACCUUGGCGAGAAUCACUUUAUUUGCAACUCCUUGUGGCUUCCUUCGGUAGCCACGGAAACUUUCAACAGCCGGGAAUAGAGUUUUUCGGAAGAGGUUAUCGAUUCUUCUCCUCAGUUAACCUUCCGCAGCGAAUCUUAAUGUACAACACUUGCACUCAGGCCGGAUAUCGUAUUUGCCGAGGCGCCAGUUUGUCUGAAAAAAAGUAUCAGCCAAAAGUACUGUUCCUGUUUUUUUUUCUAACAACGGUGCUGUUUCUUAGUGACUUGAACUAGAAGAAUUUUCAUGCAACCUGUGCAUGUUUAAUUGUCACCCCACAUAUAUUUUUCUUUUUCUCUGUUGUUGGUUGAACUCUCGUUAAAGCAAAACGAGGACUCUCUGGUACGUUAUAAGCGUAAUGUGGUUUUGAAAAUCGAGAGGAAUUCAUAAUAUCACGCAGCCCUCAUCAGUGAGAGAACGGAUGUAAUCUCUGUGGCUUUAUGAAGGGGCAUAACAGAGAUCCACUUGCUGUUUUUAAAUCUCAAACAAAAUCUAUUAUACAAUCUUCUGUUCGCUUUACAAGCCUGUUACAACAGAAUAGAAAGGCGAUCAAAUAUUUUCUUUCUUUUUGCAUCCGGUAGCAAAUAUACACACACAGGCCAACAAAAGAUACCAAUUUGAUGGACGUGAGUAUUUCUAAGCAUUACUGGUCGAGAGGAGUUUUGCAUGAAAAUGAAUUAAGCGUCAUUAAGCUCUAUAAAGUUUCCCUUCUAUUGUGCCAUUGUUCUGUGAACACAAGAUUGGAGGAAACGGCGCUCAGAGGCAAUUCAAUAAGUAUAAGCUGGUUUCCCCUCGAGGAUGCGAGUGACUGAGUAGUUAAAAACAAGAUGAAAUGACUUUACGUCAAGGUUAUCCGGUAUUCUCAUGCGGACCGGACAGGGAAUGAGGCUAUUCAAUAUAAGGGCAGAGCGCCGAACAAUGAGGCCGUGAUAAUUAUAAUAAUAAUUGACCUUUGCUGCCUGUAUAUAUUGUCUUUAAGCCCCCGAGAGUACAGUUUAUAAACUAAGCAAUUUGAAAGAUAGAAACCUCACAUACUCAGAAAGAAUCCGUUGCAAAAUAAUUAUUUCAUUUGACAAGAAAGUAUAAUCAUUUAACCGGAAGAGCCACACGCAAAUUCCACUGUUUCCGUUUGUGUGAACAGACCGGAUUUCUGAGUCUCGGGCUAUUGGUCAAAUCGUGGAAAACGUCCGGGCGAUCAGCACUGAUUUAGUAUGAGCAAGAGAGCAGAAUUUACCAGCCGCCGAGUUGAGAAUGAAUAACAGGAUAGGUGAAGCUCGGUUGUGGAGAAGGAAACAUAGAGACAGUUAGAGUCUUAUGAAGCGAAAAGCAAGGUUAUUUUGUCUCGGUCAUUGGGUACGGAGUUUUGGCAGCAGAUUGACAAGCUAAGGACUUAUUGACGCGUUUGACUUGGUAGUUCAGAGUGUCUUGAUUGCUGGAGUUCUAUCUGCAUGUUUUGUUUAUGUUGCUUUUCAGUCCACGGAGAGAAUUUAUUGCAGCCGUUAUAUUUGUCCACAGCGACCCCUAAGGAGUCAUUAACCGUAGAAUUUUACUAAAGCUCGCUGAAUUGUUUGAGGUCAGAAGCAACUGAACCGAAGCGCUACUCAUUUGGCCUAGCUUUGAUGUUUUCAACGGGAAGGUGACCGGCAAUGGGAGAGAAUGCCCUCUGCUAUCAGCGCAGUGUAGAGUACCCUGGCUUGGUGAAGCCUUAUCGGAGAGAAAGUGGUUCGAUAGAUCAAUCUGUGAUCGAGUCUUCGACAAGAUCAUCGGACGGAUUUGGACUGACGAACAAAUAUACUCGAAUGAAUGAACUUCGCACGAAACAGAAGCAAAAUUAUGAUCCUUUCAGUAGGUAUGAUGACGAUUUGGGAGAGGAACACUACUUUCUUGUACCAAAGGUCCAGGGCAACUCGUUACAAGUUUCUGAAUGGAGAAGGACAGUUAAAUCGAGCAGAUCGCUCAAAAACAUUGCCAAACUGGCAUCGGAUAUUAAACAAGUUGAAACUUCGGUUGAGAAAAACAGAAAUCAAACUUAUCCACCGCUUUAUAAAAGGCCACAAACACAGCUAAGCGAUUUGGAUAAAAAGCGUUUUGAAGGGGAGUACUGUUACAUUAGUGCUGACCAGAGUUCAAAGGAUAAACAUUCGUUUUGCAGAUCAACGGUAGGAAUAUCGUUUAAUCGAAAGAACGAUAGCGAACAGUUACGCGAAUUUGCUUCGAAAUUCGCAACUCUUGGGGAUGAAAUCCCCAAACCACAAAGCAGCUCUCAUUCAUUGGGAGAAAGAAAAUUCGACACAUGGGUGGAAUUAGAUGGUAUAAGCGAGUCUACGACAAAAACGCGUGUUAUUAGAACUCAGCCAGAAAAAAUUAUCGAUUAUUGUACUUGUAUGAUUUGCGUUAAAGGAAUAUUUUAUCACUGUACAGACGACGAUGAUGAAACUGUUGAUAAUGUGUGUUCGUGUACCGGCACAAAGGGAAGUGUUCUGAAAAGAUGGACGUGUUUAUCGAUAUUGGCAUGUUUAAUGCCAUGUAUAUUUUGUUAUCUACCCGCGAAAGGAUGCUUGAAUUUAUGCCGAAAAUGCAAAAAUAACAACGAUAAAGGAAUGAGGGAUAGUAACUUAAAUGUGAGAUACAGAAAGACGGAACAGAGACGGCCAAGAGAGACGACAACUCUCUUAUAGCAACAACCUCUAACCUAACUGUAAUCGUUUUUAUUGAAUAUUUUAAAUGGAAAUGCAAGAGUCUGUUAAGAUGAAUCUCAUUGCGAACCACUUCGAUAAUAAUCUGCAGUGAUUUUUCAGGCAUACGGCUGCGGCCAUGCCCGCUGGGGGUGACUUCGUUAUUGCCACCAGCGAGUUUACAAAUAAAACCACACCAAUAAGAUUAUCGGAAUUUUUCUUGUUUAUUAUCAAACUAAGGAUUGUAGUUUUUAGAAAAUGUACAUGACAGAUUUUUAUUUAAUCUGUUAAACAAAGAUACGUUCUCUAGCAGACUCUUGCACGCAAAAGCAUUCCCCAAGACGCAUCUAUUAUAAGCAACAGUGAUUUGUUCUAAGUUAACCCUCAUUUAUCAUAAUUUUAAAUACUCAGACAGCUAGGUGAAUUAUUCAAGGAACCAUUUUGUCAUCUGAGAUUUAUAACUUGCAAUCAUUAUGCAAGAAAAACGAGAAUUGGAAGACCGCAGCGCCUGAUCUCCUGUUUCUGUAAGACGAGAACUUCAGCUUUGAAAAUACACCUGGAUGUGCCUUUAGUGCUCAUUUCCCAUUUAUUUAUUAGCAUUAUUGUGAUGAAAUCAUAUCAAAAACGAAAUGCCCUUUUCAAAAUAAAUGCAAGAGACUAGCAACUAAGUUGUGGGGUUUCCCCGGAAUGAAAUGCCGUUAAUGUGUUUUCGCUGCUCGUAAAAAAAAUGUGGAAACCUAUGUUUCUCUUUUUAGUAUACUUCAUUCAAAGGGAUUCACGGCUAAAAACGACAGUAUAAUCAAAAGUUUUUAUUCCAAACUCCAGGGCUGUAUCACGUGAUUCUUAUUUCUCAUUUACCACAGCUCUCCGCUGUGCUUCAUAUGAAUGGUACCGACUUUUGAAACAAUGAUUUCUCCGAAUGGGAUAUCCACAACUUAGAGGCAACGUUUUAGUUUUGUCCAUUUGUUUUUGUAACCUUUGAUCAUUUUUUCUAUCAUCCAUAAUGGCCGCCCCUCUUGUCUAAUGCUCCAUGAUAUUUUUCAGUAACAAACAUUCCUCUACACCCAAGUUUAUAUGUUCGUUGCAGUUAAACAUUUUUGUAUAUGUUUGUAAAUAUCCAUUCCAGAACCAUUUGUAAGCACACAAAAUUAUUACGUAUUGUAAAGAAAUUUGUAAUUCUGCAAAGUACAAUGUUGAAAAGAAGAUUUUGUUGACAGUUCUACUGAUAAACCAUAUUUAUAUAUAGACUGAAUGAUAGAUAUAUUCAUACAUAAAGUUAUGUUGGUUUCUUCUGCAUACUCACUUCAGUUCAUAUCCUCUGAACCAUUUAAAACCACCCUGUGCAAUUUUUGAAUAAGAAAUUCAUUGAAAUUCACCAUAUGUGUGCCAAUAUGAGGUAUGCAGAUAUAUUUAUGAGCAAGUAGUUUUAAUGCUAGAAGUAACAGAGACAUGGCUCAAAUUUGAAACCAAUGCUUGUGCAAUCAUUUUUGCCAUAUAAGUAGGAAACAGUUCUAAAGUAGGUGGGGGGGGGGCAAAUGUAGGUAAAUCAAGGUCACCUUCAUGAGCUGUAAAUAGAUGUCUUGUUUCUGGAAAGGGGAAACAUGCCCCAGCCCCCCCCCAUGUCCCUGAUAUCUAAGUAUAAAUUUCGUGAACUGUUAAUAAACACAUCUCUGAAUCUAGUUUCUGCCUUUUUUGAAUCAAUGGGUUGAAGUGCUAUUGAGCAAUUGUAUGUCUCAACUAUAAAUAAGACUGAACUGCUCUGAACCAACAGCAAGAUCUGUCCCCAGUUUAUUUAUGGUCUGUUUAACAAUACUUUUGUCAAAGCAACUUAUCCUCUUUGAUGUCAAAGAGAUUCAGUUAAGGAAGCUUUUGGAUGUUUUUCAGUGGUUUCCAUGCAAAAAUUCUACACAUCUUAAACCAAUUAACCCUUAGACUUUUCCAAAACUUUUAAGCUUACCCAAGGUCAUUAUCCUUAUAAGAAGACGAAUACUGGUUAGGGACAUAAUGUGACAUUGCAGCUUAUCAGGAAUAGCCAAAAUCUAAGAUAUCUGGAAUUUUUGGGGUGGCCUUUUUACCCAAUGUGAAAUGGGCUGUUCUAUGGCUCCUAGAUUUUUUACAAUGACAGGAAACUGCAUUUGGUCCCGUGAUUUAUCAGAGUUUAAAAGUACAAUGCCAUAGUCUAAUUGGAUGCCAAGGGUUGGGGUGAGAAGCCCUGGCACAGGUUAGAGGUCUCUAUUUGUGUGGCCCUACAAUUCAUUGAAAGAUAUACAGGAACAAAGCAAUACGACGACGAGAAUCCAAUGUCACGAAAUAAAAUUCUCAAAAUAAAUUGAAUUUAAAGAAUAUACUAAUAUUUCGCCCCGCCAUACAGGGUUCAUCAGAGUAAAUAAAACGAACGAGUGAAUGGAUUUGAAAAAUCUAUACAAUUCAUUGUUGCACUGAUUCUGGUUUUUCUCUCUGUGUUAAUUUUAUCAUUUUUCGAAAGAAUUAGAGUUAACAGGGUAUGGCAGUUUUAUAGAAAGUGGCUAAGUAUUGUUUAUAAAAUUAAUAUAGAAAAUUAGAAAUUGAUAUAGCCAAGCCUUCAGGCGUUUCCAAUACCAUGGGGGAACAGAAGAUUUUUAAGUGCUAGGAACAUUUUUUUGAUUAAAAUCAAUCAUAUGUGUAGCAUGGUGGCCGUUUAAAUUGAAAAUACCUAAAAUGGUCAUUUCUUGUUGCUUUUGUUGAACAAAUUUUAUUCUCAGUGUGCCCAAAUAAAAAAUUGCAAUUUAACUGUUGGAAUGAAAACUAUGCCUCCGAGCUCCCUGUGCUCAUCAUCACUUCGUUUGAUCUCAUUCUGCCUUCAAAGUUUUUCGUUUUGAUUCUUGUUUUAUAUCGAAAAGAUUUUGCGUUUUUCGAAUUUUCGCCUGAGUAUAGAUGGUCUUGGUUUUGAUUUUAACAGUUUACGAACAUCCUAGUCCUCAUUGCAUUCGUCUUUAGGCCUUCUUUUGUAUUCCUGUUAUACCAUAUCCUAUUUUUGAAUUGCUUUGGUCUUGACAUUCACUUUGUAAUGGGUAAUUCGAGGAUUUCUGUUAGAAACGGCGAAACAGGAGAGGGCCUAACUUUUUUUGUAAUCGAUUCGAUCGGAACGCAUUGGUCUCCUUGAGGCAUUAUUUGAUCUUCUACAGUUAUAAGAACGAGGAAGCAUUCAAAGGCCCUCUACCUUCGACGACUACAAAAAGUAAUCUUGAGUUUUUCUUCUUCCUUAUUGAUGGUUCGAUUUGAAACAAACUAACUUUUUAUUUUUGCUCCACUCUUUUCUGUUCUGAGCUUGUGUUGUACGAUUUUUCAGAUCUUGGAGGGAUUUGAUCUGUACACAAGAAUUUUUCUUGGCACCAUCUAUAAGAUCUGGAGUUGUCAGCCAAAUUUUACUUUUGAUUCAAUGUCUCUGAUGUAAACAAUAUUCUCGUUAAGGAAAUUGAGUUUUGGCAGUAAUUUGAUUUGUUUUGAUCCCCCCUUGCUAAUUUUAAGUCACGCCACGCCACCCGAUUUCAAAUGUAUGAAAUCUAUAUUAGCAAGUUCCCUUUGAGAAUCCCAACCCCUCGAUGGGUUGGCGUUAUAUUGCACAUUCGAUUUUUUCACUGGUUUUGCUCACGUGUCUUGCACUCAAAACGUCGAUUAAAAUAUAUUAUGAUUUGGUUCUGUUCUGCGAUUUGUUUUCUAAUUUGAAAGACCUCGAUUGCGAAAGAAAAUUGGAUAAUUGGGGAACAAUACGUUAGUGCGAUUUUGAAGACGGCCUACCGAAAGUUUGCAAACAAUGCUGCCAGUGUGUGCUGCUCAUUCAUAGCAGAGAAAACGUCAACGAAUGUAGAACCCCUGGAAUCCUCAAAACAGUUGCCAUUGGAAUCCAUACAAUUUUAUUACAAUACAACCAAAUGGGAAGGCGAAUACUACAAGUGCUGUCAUUCAAAUUGUAUUUAUAAAUGAAGCCGACGAUCCCUUUGUGUGCCUUCAGAAUUUUGCAACAGCUGAUGAUGUGAAGGAAAAUUCCUGAGGAGGAAAAGAGAAUGAAUGAGGCUCUUUAACUGCGUCAUAUAGCGAGACGCCAUUGCUGUCGGCACAAUUUGUCAGUUCAAUGCGAAAAUUAAUUCCUUCUUGCUCUCUUUUGGUUAUCAUAAGUUUUUGAGUAGUUAGGUGUCGCAGCUGUGUGGUAAACUUUUAGUGCUAUCAAACCCAGUUAUUUGC